UUCACGGCCUCGGAAGAGCUACGGAACGCGGAAGAGGGUGCGCUUAGACGUGCGAGACGGAAUUUUGUCGUCGCGAUCCUUCGGGUGUCCAGAACCGAGUCACGUGAUCGUUAUAACGACCGCUACAUCUGUCAAAUCACCGGCCGCCGACAACUGUCAUACGAUCACCGUGUCAUUCGAUCGGUAACGCGCGUACCGUACAGAUUUCUUUUUUGGGAGAGAACCGGCCGAAGGCGGAAGAACCCGACGAUCAAGGAUCGAAACGAGAGAGGUCGGAGAACGAUUGGAUUAGAGAGCCGACUGAUCUACCGGCUUGUCAGUGGCGUGCAGGGACCGCGAGAAGUACGCCAUCCUUCUUUCCUAUCAGGGAUCGCGGUCGAGGUCGAGGUCGCGUUCAAGGUGGAGCAAGGACGAAAGUCUAGGUCGAGGGUCAGUCUAUCUACGCGCUAUACGAGGUACUAAGCGACGUUAAAAGAAAGCGUCGUUUACACGCAGUAACAACUCCUCGAAGAGAGACGCCUUACACGCGAAAAUACGAUAGCGGAAGCGGCUACUUUCCGUAACAUCGAUACUAAGGAUGCGGGCUAUUCAGUGUUACAUUUGUCUCGCGUUGCUGCUGAUGACAGCGUCGGCCGUCCCGGCGUCGUCAAAGGGUGACUCAGCCAAGGUGAAGAAGACCACGACGAUGGCGGUUGGAGGAAUCAAGAACGCCUCAACGGUCACCGCGACGACGGCGGCGUCGUCGAGGCCGAUCGCGAAUGCCACGUUACCUUCGUCGUCGUCCUCGAUCGCGACGACGACGACGACGACGACGACGACGGCAACGGCGUCGCAGACGGCGGCCACGUCCGCCACGACGACGCUGAAACUGCCGGCAGCCUCGUCGACGACGAUCGUGGCGGCGGCGGCGGCGGCGGCGGCGGCGACGGCGGCGGCGACGACAGCGAGGACGACGAGAACGACGGCCGUGUCGCCGUCGUUAACGUCGUCCACGGCGAGCCUUCCGACCUCCCGCAAUCCGCAGGACGGCUCGAGCCCCACCUACAUCACCGAGACGUCACCGAGGAUAAUCUCGCCCACUCAGCACACCGCAGCCACGGUGCUGUCAUCGAGGAAAUCAGCGGCCGCCGCAACCGCCGGCGUAGCCGAUGUCACGACCACCGCGCCUUUGACGGCCAAGGAGACGCGGGAGUCGCCCGGAAAGAUUAGACCGCAAAUCAAACUGACGACAAAUUACACCACCACCAGCGAGACUGGGGUACGGCUGCCGGAGGGAGCGAGCGCGGCACUCGCGAAACCGACCAAGUAUCACUACUACCCGCACAAUCAGCAUAUCUACUUGCUGCCGGAGUGCGCCGUUCAGCAGGUGUGCAACGCCGUUUACGUUCGGCUCAACUUCACGCAACCGCUGUGCGCCUGUCCCGGAAGGUAUCGGGACCCCUGCAGCGCGUCCCUGGACAGCGACGACCUGCACACGACCGAGCUGGUGACCGAUCCGCGGACCAAGGCCUUGACCUUGGUGAAAACGUGCGAGCCGGUCGCCGAGAUGCGAGAGUGCAGAGCGUCGCGGGACUGGUCCCUGUUGGCGUUGCAGAACGUGCGUACGGGAAAGUCCCACUAUCUCGUGAUAUGCCGAUGCCCCGACACAAACAUACUCGAGGGACCUAUGAGCCACGAUCAGCCAACCUACGCCAGCGUCCCGGGCAUUCGAGUGUACGGAAUGAUGUGCGUGCAGGGAAACCGAAGGGGACGACCACUACGACAUUCACGCAGUGUUUCAGGAUACGCAGAGGAUGAGAAGAAACCACGCUUCCCUUGGGACAAGGUGCGACAGCUGAUGGCGACGCCGUCUUUUUGGGAAUAGUUUCUGCGCAACGUGACGUUUCCCACGUAUCUGCCAUCGACGAAUUUACGCGUUAAUUUAUAAUGCUAUUAUAUUUAUAAUUCUCCCAGCCAUUCGAAUCCCAUGCCUCGAACUCUCUUUCAUCCUCCUACCAUUUUCCCUCUUUAUUACUCUCACGCUUUCUUAAACCCUCGAACGGGCGCACCGUGGUGUAGAAUAAUGUAAAUUAAUAUUAAUUUAUUCGUAAUUAUUCGCCUCAUAUCAUGUAAUUUCGACGAAUUACGAAUUAUUUCGCUCCAUUAUACGCAACAAUUAUCGAUUAUCUAAAGUAAAAGCGGAGGAACGGUAACUUUUGGAAGCUUCGCGUAUCCGCACACACCAGCGUGUCCGCACGAGGGUCGAUAGACACGAUAGGACGAAAUCGUCUAUGUCACUUGUACUCUCAUCUCCACUUAAUUACUCGUUUUAAGAAUAUUUAUUAUUCAUGAUUUCUGUAUUAUUUAUAAUUUGAGCUGUCGAUUUAUUACACACGAUACACAAUUCGAUAAACCGCGAAUUGCAAUGAGGAAAGACGAACGACUUUGCCGUCUACUCAAAUGUAAAAAGCUGUCUGAUCUUAAGCGCGUAAUCUUAAAAGAACAAAAAAGAAAGGAUAGGAAUAUAUGUGGUACCUGAAUUUUCGAUAGGCAAGAUCUUAUAAUCGACAUUCUUUUCUCUCAUUAUCAAAUAAAAUACUCAAGUAAAAUCGGCAUUCCAAAAGGUACCUGUUCGCUUUUCCAAUUUAGAGUCAACGCACGAUGUUAACGCGAUUAGGAAACGAAAGACGUAAAUACUUUGAGUCACACAUUUGCGACUACGUGACUUAAGAGAAGCUCGGGGAUGUACGUGCUCGAAUUUAACGAUAUUUCAGAUUGUAUUAAUAGGUACGUGAGAAACGAGCUAAUCAGUAAAACAUAAACAAUUACACAUUAACAAUUAC
This is a messenger RNA of Wasmannia auropunctata (little fire ant), 2822 nucleotides long. RefSeq names its product mucin-5AC (gene dsx-c73A). The transcript is spliced from 6 exons. Lineage: Eukaryota; Metazoa; Arthropoda; Insecta; Hymenoptera; Formicidae. Bases 578 to 1864 code for a protein of 428 amino acids. The record is from RefSeq and is a predicted model, not a curated record.